CAUCCUCCCUACUAUCUUCCGUCUCAUCACUUCGUUCUGAACACUAUCUCCUCGUUUCACCUACUAAGACGUCCUCUUCAGCAGCCAUAGAAUAGAGAAACUUACUGGUUCACGACGAUGCUGGGGAAGAUGAGGGAGUUGCAACACUUGGUUUGCGUCUUCUUCAUCUCUCUCAUGGCAAUCUGCCAUGUCAAGAGCGUCGUCGCCUCGGACAAGAAGCAAACCUACAUCGUGCACGUCCAGCAAGAUCUCAUGCCAACAAGCUUUUCUAGUCCCGAUACGUGGUAUCUAACAAUGCUUGACUCGGUGUCUGAUAAACCAGAUAACAAAACUAUCAUCUACACCUACUCCACUAUCCUGCAAGGCUUCUCCACUUCACUGACGGCGACGGAAGCAGAGUUCCUGAGGGAGAAGUCCAGUGUCCUGGCCGUGCUCCCAGAGAUGGUGUACGAGCCAGACACGACGAGGACACCAUCCUUUCUCGGGCUCAAUGGUCGAGGCGGCCUGUUGACAAGAUCUAAAGAAGGGGACAACGUCAUUAUUGGGUUGCUCGACACAGGCAUUUGGCCGGAGAGCAAGAGCUUCAAUGAUGGUGGACUCGGCCCGAUCCCAUCCAAGUGGAAGGGCUCGUGCAAGGCCGGGACAAAUUUUAAGGUGAGCAACUGCAACAGGAAGCUGAUCGGUGCCCAGUUCUUUUCCGCUGGUUACGAGGCCGCAAACGGCCCAAUCAACGAGCAGAGCGAAUCAAGGUCGCCGCGGGACGACCAAGGCCAUGGGACACACACGGCCAGCACGGCCGGUGGUGCUGCUGUGCGGUACGCAAGCAUGUUCGGCUAUGCGCCUGGGACUGCUAAAGGGAUGGCGACGAGAUCCCGCAUAGCUGCCUACAAGGUGUGCUGGCUCGGGGGCUGCUUUUCGUCGGACAUACUCGCCGCCAUGGACAAGGCCGUUCGCGACGGAGUGGACAUCCUGUCGCUCUCCCUCAGCGGCCCCGCAAAGAGCUUCUACCUCGAUAGCAUUGCCAUCGGCGCCUUUGGUGCAGUGCAACUCGGCAUUCUGGUUUCUUGCUCCGCCGGCAAUUCCGGUCCCUCGCCCUACUCCGUUCGGAAUGUCGCCCCAUGGAUCACGACCGUCGGGGCAAGCUCCAUUGAUCGUGACUUUCCAUCAUACGCCAUCCUUGGCAAUCGCAAGAAUUACGUCGGUCAAUCACUCUAUGGUGGCAAGUCCUUGACGAGCAGGCCAACCUUGCCAAUAGUUUAUGCUGGGAAUGCCAGCAACCAUUGGACCGGCAAAUAUUGCCUGAGCGGGUCGCUCAGUUCCGCCGAGGUUGCCGGGAAGAUCGUUCUCUGCGAAAAUGGAUUGGCAUCUGUUCUUCAACAGGGUCUUGCUGUUAUGGCCGCAGGUGGCGUUGGGAUUAUCGUGGCCGGCGUAGAGGAAGAUGGUUAUCAACUUCUAGCUCAAGCACACUUCCUCCCGACUGUGACCGUGAGCAGCAAAAAUGGAGAGGCGAUCCUUAGAUACAUCCUGUCCAACCCAAGGCCCACAGCCACCAUCAUAUCCAGGACGACAAGAGUCGGAGUGAAACCCUCUCCGGUGAUCGCCAGCUUCUCCUCGCGUGGCCCAAAUCCUAUAACGCCGGAGAUCUUGAAGCCCGAUGUGAUUGCACCGGGCCUGAACAUCCUUGCUGCUUGGUCGGGAAACAGUGGACCAACAGGAAUGGCCGAAGACAAACGCAGAGUCGACUUCAACAUCAUCUCAGGCACCUCCAUGUCCUGCCCUCAUGUGAGCGGCCUGGCUGCACUCCUCAAGGGCGCAUAUCCUAACUGGAGCCCAGCAGCCAUCAAAUCGGCUUUGAUGACCACAUCCUACUCUGCCUACCCCAAUGGGCAGCCAUUACUGGACUCGGCGACAGGGAAGCCAUCCUCGCCAUUGGUUCAUGGGGCGGGACAUGUCGUUCCACAACAGGCGCUGAAUCCAGGCCUCGUGUAUGACAUCACGGCCAAUGACUACCUGAACUUUCUUUGCGGGAUUGGGUACACGGAGCAACAAAUCGCGGUGGUCGCUCGACGGAGAUUCACUUGCAAGAAGGGAGUAGUAGGAGGUGGCCUGAACUACCCAUCUUUUGCGGUGCAAUUCCCUGCAGCGAAAACAACAACCGUUAGUUUCAUGAGGACGGUGACCAAUGUGGGAGAACCACUGUCGAGGUAUUCCGUCUCCGUCUCAUCGCCUUACCCGGUGAAGACAGUGGUGCGUCCACAGGUGCUCCAAUUCAGAAGAGUGGGAAUGAAGAUGAGUUACAGUGUCACCUUCACCUCUACCACCUCCUUACCACGUGGUACGUUUAAAUUUGGGUACUUGGAGUGGUCCGAUGGGAAACACCGAGUCCGCAGCCCCAUCGUCUUCACCUGGGUAUAAGAGACUCUCUCUCUAGCCCGCCUGAUGUCCUUGUGUGGUCUUCUUGCCUCGUUUCCACGUAUAUGUGGCGA
Molecule: messenger RNA, 2486 nt
Organism: Nymphaea colorata (pocket water lily)
Lineage: Eukaryota; Viridiplantae; Streptophyta; Magnoliopsida; Nymphaeales; Nymphaeaceae
Product: subtilisin-like protease SBT1.7
Exons: 1
Coding region: 118-2415 (765 amino acids)
Biological process (GO): proteolysis
Molecular function (GO): serine-type endopeptidase activity
Source: RefSeq, a predicted model, not a curated record